CUUCCAAUCAACAACCAGCAAUGGCAUCUUACAAGACCCUUUUCGUCCUCUUCGUGGCCCUCUUCGCCGUAGCCUUCGCUGCCGAAGAAGCCCGUGGUAAGAGAGGAGUCUUCUAUGGUGGAUACGGUGCCUACCCAUACUCUUCCUACGGAUACCACGGUUUGGGUUACUCUGGUCUUGGUUACUCCGGCUUGGGAUACGGAUAUGGUCUUGGCUACCACAGUGCCGGCUACUCUGGUCUUGGAUACCACGGUCUUGGCUACUCCUAUCUCCACUAAAUAGACUGGAACAUGUCCAGUAAUUGACCUACCC
Messenger RNA from Nezara viridula (southern green stink bug), 312 nucleotides. Lineage: Eukaryota; Metazoa; Arthropoda; Insecta; Hemiptera; Pentatomidae. The record is from the annotation of a GenBank genome assembly.